Molecule: messenger RNA, 1163 nt
Organism: Paramuricea clavata
Lineage: Eukaryota; Metazoa; Cnidaria; Anthozoa; Malacalcyonacea; Plexauridae
Source: the annotation of a GenBank genome assembly
AUGGAGCUCUUAUCUAUCGAUGGUAGGAAACUUGCUAUCAUUCCUUCGAACAACACGGACAUCCGAUUGGCUACUUCAUCUGGAUGCUGUCCGUCUCAUGAUUCCAUGGUUCUUUGCGUACGACAGAAUAAACUACUCAAGGUAGGUAUAAAAGAGUGUAUGGAAGGACAGUGGACUGUACAACGACAAGCACAGCACUCUUUUGCGUCAAUUGCUUGCGAUCAGGCGAUAGAGCAAACUGUAAACAGAGAUACUAAAUCUACCAGAGGUCUUCGUGGCAUUUCACUAAAUCGGGGUUGGUUUUGUUACAUUUUAACAUAUUUUUAAAUUGAAUGUAAUUGGUAUUAUUUGUAUAUAUUUUCAGCGUUAUGUAACAGUUGCACUAAUAUUGUACAAAUUAUUUUUAUUAUCAUAGGAGCUGUAAGACGAUGGCUAUUAGCACAACCUGACAGAGCAGCAAUCAGCCAAAAGUGUCAAGAAAUGGCUAGCAUCAGUUCUAACACCAGAAUGCCAAAGACUUUGGAUAAAACCCGAAAAGAAGCUGACGAGCAGUCGGUACAAAACAUUCUUUCCCCCAUUGACAGCAUGAUCAAUCCUUUUACCCAUGACUCGGAAGAACUUGUUUCUUUAAGUUCAGGCUUGGUUGCUUCAACUGAUGUAAAAUCGGACUUGCUAAAAGCCGAAAACAGGGGAGAAGAAGCAGCUGUUAGGUAACUGUUUGUUUUGUAUCUUGGCUGAAAUUUAUACUAAUUAGAGUUUAGGAAUUCCCCAUGUGGUUGGCAUUUACCAGUUAUAUAUAAGCAUGGAUCUCUUGGAAAUUUUGAAUGUACAUGUAAGUUAUCUAAUAUGCAUUUGAUAAUGGCUUUUCUAUCCACAGCUACAUGAAAGAGUGUGUGAUUGACAAGGAUAAAACGAUAUUCGAUACAUUGAAGGGAAUGAAGCUCAAAAACUUUGGAGAUGUUCAGAAGAGACCCAGCAAAUCAUCCAAGCUUAACUUGUUGAAACAUGACAAGAAUAUGUUCUCUCGGCUUCUUGUUGCUAUCAAGUCGAGAAAUAUAAACCUGCAAGAAGUGCUUAAAUUCAGCCUUGGUUCUAUUUCGUAUUCACUUGCAAGUGCUGAUGGUAGCUUGGCGAAAACUGACAAGGCAGUGUUGUUGAAGUGA